AUGGCGUGGCCACUUCCCCUAGAGAUAACUGGCCGUAUUGUGUCACUCCUCGAAAACCCUUUGACUCAUAUAGACACCAAGCUCGGAUUGGCUCAAUACGCUUCAGUGAAUCGCGACUGGCAGCCCAUUGUCGAGGAGCGAAGCUGGGCGAAACUCCGCGUCAAGACAGGAACUCCAUUGAAUCUAGACCAAUUCGAAAGAUUGACAAAGGAUUCACGACGCCAAUCAUAUAUUCGGGAUAUCGAAUUGAUCGUGGAGCUUGAGCCUUACGAUGAAGCUGCCAGAGCUCAUUUCGAGACAGAAUCUGAGAAUGAGCGCAAUAAUCAGAUCUUCUCCGAUGCAAUCCGCUCAAUCCUUCAAAUCGUCGCGAAAUGGAGAUCAUCGCAAGGUAUCUCGCUCUCCGUCAAAGCUCAGUCCCCUAGUGAUCUGGUUGCUAGUCCAUAUAGACUUAGGCGAAUAAAGGCCGCCCGUGCCGAGCGGACUGCAGAUAUUUUGAACCGCAGAUUUGAGAGAAACUACCUUCGACUUGAUGCAUUUGAGAGCCAGGUAGCACCAGUCAACAUUGUGCAUACUCUCAAAAUAGAGGCGUUAGCUGACAGACGACAAAUCGAGGCGACUUCGUGCGCUCGUCUUGCCUCGAAAUUCCCUAACCUCCAUACGCUCAAGUUGCUGUUGAAUGACACCUGCAAACGCGAUAAAGAUCUAAGAAAACGCAACCGCGACGGAUUCGCUGCUCAUAUUCACCUUUUACCGCCCAGCAUAAAAUCCUUCAACUUUCAUUUUAAUCAUGAACCACCUAGGAAUCACAACUUCUCCCCAGAUGAUAUCACAGACCAAGGGGUGGAUGCUCUCAGCUCGCAACUACAUAAGUUCUCUCAACAAUUAGAGACACUCAGUAUCUACGGAAUGACAUUUGGAAAUGAACUUUUCUGGCCACUGGAAUCAAAUGAUAAAUAUCCAUCAUGGCCUGAUCUGAAAAGCAUCGACAUUGAAUACAUUUCCUCAACACCAUCCGGGAAAUGGCUCUUUGUUGACCGUUCUGAUCGCGAUGAGGACGAUCAAUAUGAGUCCACGGAUUCAGAUCCACAUGAUGAAUUUCCGGAAUACGUGAGAACAGUACUCGAAGAUCGUAGCGGCAAGCCCUUCCGAGAAGUCAGUGUGCCGGGUCUCUUCAAUGAGCUAUAUAUGGCUGUGGGUCAGGCAGCAUUGUAUAUGCCUAAAUUAGUGGACCUGCGUAUGGAAACAGAGUCGGGAAGAGUCUAUCAUCGGUUCAAAUAUUCUACGGAAGGCGAUAUAUGCGCAACAUAG
This is a messenger RNA of Penicillium waksmanii, 1308 nucleotides long. RefSeq lists its product as uncharacterized. The record is from RefSeq and is a predicted model, not a curated record. Bases 1 to 1308 code for a protein of 435 amino acids. Lineage: Eukaryota; Fungi; Ascomycota; Eurotiomycetes; Eurotiales; Aspergillaceae. The transcript has 2 exons.